Molecule: messenger RNA, 2270 nt
Organism: Ceraceosorus guamensis
Lineage: Eukaryota; Fungi; Basidiomycota; Exobasidiomycetes; Ceraceosorales; Ceraceosoraceae
Product: cytochrome P450
Exons: 9
Coding region: 431-2053 (540 amino acids)
Molecular function (GO): monooxygenase activity; iron ion binding; heme binding
Source: RefSeq, a predicted model, not a curated record
CAGAUUCAUCAGACGUGCAACACUCGUGACUACCAGAUCCUCUCUCACGCGCACCUUACAGCAGAGCGCCCGCUCUUGCGCCUAUAAAGCAGCACCGCACACCAGUAACAAAUCCUCGAUUGCUCGAUCGAGGCAAUCCAUCGGUGCACCUCUUCGACUUUCGGUCAAUAUCACUGCUACCAUCAUCAAGCGCUACGCGACAUUCAAACUCUGGCUCCUGCUCAACCCGGGCUGCUCCACCACUGAAUCCCUAGCAAUAGCCGCAGCUUCUCGUCUCAAGCAGUCUCGCGACCCGCAAGCGUUGUGCUUGACGCAGCGGUGACAGAGACAAGCUCGACCUGGCUGGAGUCUCGAAAGGACUUAGAAGGGCAACACCAGCCAAACCAACGCAUCUACUCCAGCCAGCACAGCCCCUUGCUUGGCCUGCAUCAUGACAAAGACGGACGUGCUGCCGUUUUUUUCCAGAGCAGUGUCAUGGAUGUUGGAGGGACCAUCUCACGUUUUGCUAAGUCUCACCUGCGCAUUGAUUGCUUGGUAUGCUCUGGACUUUCUCAGCAGACCUCAAUACUUUGGCAUUCCCGGACCUUUUUUGGCCAAAUUCUCCGACCUUUGGCUUACACGACAGGCUAUGAGAGGCGAUAGAUGGCGCGUAGUCGAUGAUCUGCACAGGCGCUACGGCAAGGUCGUCAGGCUCGCCCCGAAUCACAUUUCCAUUGCGGAUGCGGACGCUCUCAAUCCCAUCUAUGGUCAUUCCACCGGAACACUGAAGGAAGAACGCUUCUACAGCGGUUUCGUUCCGCCUGCUCCGGCUGUCAGGGGAUUGUUCAACACGACAAACAGGGCAGAACAUACGCGCAAGCGCAAGGCCGUCUCGCAUGCGUUCUCCCCAAAGCAAAUUGUCAGCUUUGAGCACUUUAUCCGUAAAGACGUUCAGCUGCUGCUGGAUCGCUGGGAUGAAUUUUGCAAAGCUGCGGAGGAGAAGCAAACGGAGGGCCCGCGGGGACUAAAAGGCUACGCCUGGCUUGACUCGCUAGAGUGGAUGAACUUCUUCGCCUUCGACACGAUUGGAGAUUUGGCUUUUGGCUCUACAUUUGGAAUGCUCGAGAGCGGCAAGGACGUCGCGAUGGCCGAGGUGGAAGAUGCCAACGGAAACAAGGAGACGAAGAAGUGUAGCGCUGUGGAAACUAUCAAUCUGCGCGGAGAGGUCAGCGCCACGAUUGGAUUGGUUCCUUAUUGGCUUCGUCCUCUGACCCUGAGACUGCCAUGGUUCGCCAAGCGCUUGCAGGCGGUCAGGACCCUGACCGGUAUCGCCCUCGCUCGAGUGAAUGAUCGACUGGUGAACGGGAGCGAGAGGGACGAUCUGCUCGCGGCAUUGCAGUCGGCAAAGGACGAGAAAGGUGAACAGAUGGAAAAAAGGGAAUUGACUGCAGAAGCUUUGACGCAGCUCAUUGCUGGUUCCGACACUACGAGCAACACCUCUUGUGCCAUCUUGUACCAUUUGGGAAGCACACCCGAUGCCCUCAAGAAAUUGCAAGUCGAACUUGACAAGGAGCUCGUCAAUGCUGAAGAUGUUCCGCUCAUGAGCGACGUCGAUCGGCUACCAUAUCUUCAGGGAGUGCUCAACGAGUCGAUGCGAACGCACGGCACCUCGUCGAUCGGGUUGCCGCGCGUGCUUCCUGCCCAGGGAGCCGUGAUCGCCGGCCAUUUCUUCCCCGGCGGCAGCGUUCUCUCUGUCCCCACAUACACCAUUCACCACGACGCUUCGGUUUGGGGAGCCGAUGCCAGGCAGUACAGACCGGACAGAUGGCUCGAUGCUAAUUACAAGAAAAAGACGGAAAAGGCUUUCAAUCCCUUUUCCGUCGGACCUAGAGCUUGCGUGGGCAGGAACGUGGCCCUGGCCGAGCUCAGCAUACUAAUCGCUGCUCUGAUCCAUCGCUACGACUUUGUGCUCGAGGAACCGGAGAAAUUCUUCCAGACCCGCGAAGGUUUUCUGAAGAAGCCGGUCGAGCUUCGUAUCGGCAUCAAGCGAAGGGGAUCCGCACGUGCUUCAUAGCCUUGCGCUCAAAUCCCAACUCGCUUCGAGCUUUCGGGAAGCAAAGUGAUUCUCUGAAGCGUGGCACCUUGACUAGCUUGGCCCGAAGCGCAUUCGGACAGACAGUGCACCAUACCGAACGUGCUCCCUGGGUUGUGAUGCAAAUUUCUGACACGCGCGCAUCGAGCUCCCUGUCGAUCAAGCUGGCCUUUAAUGAAUGAGAUGCUUGGCAAGAACA